CAACGACUACAAUCGCUAAUCUAAAUAUCUCCUUGUACAUGCUUAGUAUGUCCAUUUUUCCAUUGUGGUGGUCAUCGUUCAGUGAGAGGCUGGGUCGACGGACAAUAUAUCUCAUCUCCUUCAGCCUUUUUGUCGUUUUCAACGUCCUCUCUGCCGUUUCUCAUUCCAUCGCGAUGUUGAUUGUGAUGCGGAUGUUGAGUGGCGGUGCAUCUGCAUCGGUUCAGGCAGUCGGUGCUGGAACCAUCGCAGAUAUAUGGGACACCAAAGAAAGAGGUCGUGCCAUGGGUAUCUUCUACAUGGGUCCGAUGUGUGGUCCUUUGAUAGCCCCCAUCGUCGGCGGUGCUUUGGCCCAGCGCUGGGGUUGGAGAAGCACCAUGUGGUUCCUCACCUGUUUCGGCGCAAUGACCGUUCUGUUCAUCUUCCUCGCGCUCCCUGAAACGCUAUCGAAACCGAAAACUUCUGUUGCAGAGACGGGUGACGACCAAUCUGAGCCAAUCGGACGUCGGUUGAGUCGAGUCUCUUCCCGGCAAGUUGUCCAAUUCACUACGAGAUGGCUCAAGGUCCUGAAGAUGGUUUUCUUGGACCCCCUGAAGAUCGUGUUGUAUCUGAAAUAUCCUGCGGUUCUCUUGACCGUCUAUUAUGCGAGUAUCACUUUCGGUUCUCUCUAUGUGUUGAAUGUAAGCGUUGAACAUACCUUUGGGCAGAGCCCUUAUAACUUUUCCACCAUCAUUGUUGGAUUGCUCUACAUCCCCAACUCGCUAGGCUAUGUCGUGGCCAGUGGUUUUGGGGGCAAAUGGAUGGAUAACAUCAUGCAACGGGAGGCCAAAAAGGCGAAUCGAUACGAUGCAAAUGGCAAUUUGAUAUAUCGACCCGAAGAUCGUAUGCGCGAAAAUGCUUGGCUGGGAGCUGUUCUUUAUCCUGCAGGGCUGAUCUGGUAUGGCUGGACGGCCGACAAAGGAGUCUUUUGGCUUGUUCCGAUGAUUGCCAACUUCUUUUUUGGCAUAGGCUCUAUGCUCAUCUUCAGCAUGGCGACUACGAUGUUGACGGAAUUCAUGCCGAAGAAGUCUUCUGCAGGGGUUGCACUUAACAACUUUAUGCGAAACAUCUUGGCCUGUGUUGGCUCUUUGGUGACAGCUCCGCUCAUUGAUGCCAUAGGCAACGGCUGGCUUCUUACUAUUGUUGGUCUGCUUGGCUUUGCGAGCAGCUCAGUCCUCUUUGUCAUGAAGGUCUAUGGCCCUCGAUGGAGACAGAAGAUGGAUAGAGAGUUGUCAUGACGGAUUUGCUUUUUGGAUUAUAUUCCGGUGUCAUGGUCUGCGCGGACCUUUAAUAUCUCGGGUUUAUGCGGAUUAGUAGGUCUAUUUUUACCCAUCAUGGUCACACAGCGCUCAAUCCUGGCGAGGUACUGCGAUGGACUGUAAUGAAUCUUGUGAUGAGUCUUUUCUUGAUGUGGCAUGUUGUUAGUAUUCUGUCUUUGACGAGCAUACUGUAUCUUAGGCCCUUUUGCAUACUGUCAUUGUUUCUGGGGUUGGAAGAGGUCUGGAUGAAAGAGAAGAUCCAAGAUUAUGCUUGAAGAUACCCAAGGCCAAAAAGUGAAGUUAUUUUUAGCGAUAAUCGAGAUCGAUCUGACGAU
This is a messenger RNA of Aspergillus wentii DTO 134E9, 1630 nucleotides long. RefSeq lists its product as uncharacterized. Gene Ontology annotation, molecular function: polyamine transmembrane transporter activity. The transcript has a single exon. Bases 174 to 1274 code for a protein of 366 amino acids. The record is from RefSeq and is a predicted model, not a curated record. Gene Ontology annotation, biological process: transmembrane transport; intracellular polyamine homeostasis. Lineage: Eukaryota; Fungi; Ascomycota; Eurotiomycetes; Eurotiales; Aspergillaceae.